AUGGACGACUUCCACGUCUUGAUCAUUGGCGCAGGCAUUACUGGAUUGCUGCUUGCCCAGGCUUUGGAGAAGGCCAACAUCAGAUAUACCAUAUUCGAAGCUGAAGUCUCGGCUGAAGCCUACCGCCCGCGACAAUGGGGCUUGAGCAUCCAUUGGUCUACACCUCUGCUCAAGAGAAUACUUCCAGACGACCUGUGGGCUCGUAUCCAUGAAGCCCAAUGUGACCCGUUUUACAAGAACCCAGACGUUGAGCACCUCAACAUCUACGACGGGACCACUGGCGAGAAGAUGAAUUCCAUGCCCGAGCCGAACCACAUGCGCUUCAAUCGCGCACGAAUGCGUGCAUUCUGUACACAAGGCAUCGAUUACGAUAAGAAGAUUGCUUCGCUCAAGCCUUCCGAAGAUGGAAAGUCAGUCACUGCAAGCUUCGAAGACGGCACGUCUGUAGUAGGCACACUCGCCGUUGGUGCCGAUGGCGCAAACUCGAAAAUACGGCAUUUACUGCUCGGGGACGAGAAAGCAGCAGCUACACCUGCCUCCAUAGUAUCAGCCAAUGCGACUGUGCAGUAUACGAAACCGGAGCAAGCGCUAUUCCUGCGACAGCUGCAUCCGACGUUCUACAUGGCGUUGCAUCCAGAAGGUGGCUUGUUCUGGGUUUCGCCCCAAGAUAUACCUGACCCAGAUGACCCGUCGACGUGGAAGUUCCAGCUGUUCAUGAACUGGCGCGGUCCUGCACCUACGGACCGCAAGAACGUUCUGCCCGAGCUCAAACAGUGGGCAACAAAGCUCGUCGAUCCGUGGAAGAGUGCCAUCGAGUGGUUGCCGGAUGACGCCGUUAUCGAGACACAAAGGAUCGCAUACUGGCAUCCCUUCGAGCGAAACAGUUGGCAAGGCAGAGUCACUUUGGCUGGCGAUGCUGCUCAUCCUAUGGUGCCUUUCCGCGGUCAAGGCCUCAGCCACUGCAUUGCAGAUGUGACAUCGCUACUCGCUCAAGUGCAAGCUCACCUAGAGGAGAAGAAGCCGCUGGCAGAGGCGAUCAACGACUAUGAUGCUGAAGUCGUUGCUCGGGCCGGCGAUGAGGUCAAAGUCAGUCUGCAAACAAUGGACUUCCUGCUGACUUGGGAACUCGUUGAGCAGAGUCCCAGCUUCAAACGAAGUGCAGACCCGAACGAGGCCGCCCUCAAGAUCAUUAGGAAGGUUUGA
Anthostomella pinea is the source of this 1203-nucleotide messenger RNA. NCBI's taxonomy places the organism in Eukaryota, Fungi, Ascomycota, Sordariomycetes, Xylariales, Xylariaceae. The record is from the annotation of a GenBank genome assembly.